Messenger RNA from Arachis duranensis, 771 nucleotides. Its product is annotated as glucose-6-phosphate 1-dehydrogenase, cytoplasmic isoform-like. Gene Ontology annotation, biological process: pentose-phosphate shunt, oxidative branch; glucose metabolic process. Gene Ontology annotation, cellular component: cytosol. The transcript has 7 exons. NCBI's taxonomy places the organism in Eukaryota, Viridiplantae, Streptophyta, Magnoliopsida, Fabales, Fabaceae. Bases 1 to 636 code for a protein of 211 amino acids. The record is from RefSeq and is a predicted model, not a curated record. Gene Ontology annotation, molecular function: NADP binding; glucose-6-phosphate dehydrogenase activity.
AUGAUGAUCAACGAGGAUGAGGUUGUUCUUGGACAAUAUGAGGGCUAUAGAGAUGACCCAACUGUACCUGAUGAGUCGAACACUCCAACUUUUGCUUCUGUUAUUCUGCGCAUACACAACGAAAGAUGGGAAGGUGUUCCUUUCAUACUAAAAGCAGGGAAGGCUUUAAAUUCUAGAAAAAUAGAGAUACGAGUUGAUAAUAUUUUCAAGGAUGUUCCUCAUGAAAUUUUCCAGAAAUUUCUGGUACCGUCAGAUGCAUCGGAGAAAUGGGUUUCGUAUCUGCCUACAGCCUUUAGAAACUAUUUACAUGAAGCUUAUGUACAAGUUGAAGAUGUCCACGUAUCAAAGCGAACAGAAAUUGUCCUACUGGCAGGGAAAGAAGAGGUUACCAUUCAAGAUGCUACUGAGAAUCUCAUUCUCGACACGAUUAGAGGUGAUCAGCAACAAUUCGUUCGUAGAGAUGAAUUGGAGGCAUCAUGGAAGAUCUUCAUCUCGUUAUUGCACAGAAUUGAUAGAGGGGAGUUCAAGCCACUCCCUUAUGAGGCAUACGGUAGAGGCCCGAAAGAGGCCGUUGAAUUGCUGCAAAAAGCGAGCUAUGUUGAAACACCCAUUAUUGUAAAGAGACUGCGUUAUUAGUUUCUUAUAUAAUGUAUAUACAAUAAAAACCUUAUAUGGAGCCCUCCUAUGUAUAAUGGGUGGUACUAGUUUAUGGAUUUUCUAAGAAAUGUACUCUCUUCAAAGUUGAGUUUGUUGGGUAUGUUACGAAUUUGG